AUGUUGAAACAGUACACUAUUAUAGAAUAUACUGUCUAUUCAUUUUGCUCGAGAAUGCCACAUGGUACUGAAAGCACUACUAGCGAGUGCAUGAGAUCGGUACUGUCAUGGGCGGAGAAAUGUGAAGAGCUUUGUUUACGUUUGAAAAACCGGAUCUCGAUUAGUGGAGACUUAAUAUUUACGCAAGAUUUGCAAAUUCAGUUGGCGAAUUGGAACACUUCAUUCAAAAAUGUAGCUUUGAUAUUUGAUAGAAUAUGCAGUGUUACAAGUAUUCAGUUGAGCACUACUAUAGAAGCCGAGAGCUUGGAAGAAAAUUGCAUUCAAGAGGCUCUUUUAUGUUCUGUGAAAAAAGUGCAUGGCGCUUUAAAUGGAGCUGAAGCUACAACAAUUAUAAGCGAAUAUAUGAGAGCUGUGCAAAAUGUUAUUAUUGAUUUGAUCGACAAGUUUGAUAAUCAGAAACUGCUGAGCGAUCCGGCAGAUAAGUCUUUUCUAUCUCCCCUUCUGGAACGAGCCAGUGCUCGGAGACAGGAUGCUCUGGAAGCGGAAAAACUUCGUUGGAAUUUGGAAAAAAAGGAAAAUGAAAUAAUGGAAUUGAAAGUGAAUCUUCGAGCCAAGCUUGAUGAUAUUUGCAAUUAUAAGGUACGUUUAGAAAUGGCGGAAAAUAAAAUGGUAUCAAUGGAAAAAAUUGAUGAAACUGAAAUGCGAAAAUUAUAUUCGCAAAAUGACGAUUUACGCGACCAACUGAGGAAAGUAAAAAUAGAAUACGAAAAUACAUUGGAAACUUUACAAAAUGAAAUUGAUGUUUGUGAGAAAGAAAACUGCGAAUUACGAAGCCGUGCCAAAACUAUCAGUAAAAAAGCGUUAUUGGGUCAGCUACAAACUAUGAACUUGACCAUGAAUCAUUCCAAAAUUCAAGCGACAGUUACACCGAUCGAUUCCAAUCCGCCCACUCCUCAACAGUUUAACGAAGUGGCUUAUCUGGAAGAUGAAUUGAAAGAAACAAAAUUAGCAUGGAAAUGGGCUUGUCAAUAUAUUCGACAGUUAAAGGCAAAUGAAAGCAUGCAGAUAUUGAAUGUAUUGGAUCCAAUAACGAUCCCAUCAGAUAUAAGUGGUCCGUUAACGCUGCUAUCAGUGCAGGUUUCGAAAAAAGACGAAUUGGAUGAAUUGUGCAGAAGAGCAGAAAAUAUUUUAGCGGAUUCAAGAUUCUAUCAAAUUCCAUAUGUUACUGAUAUAUCACAGCCAAAAUCAAAGCAGAAUCUGGAGAAAAGAAAACAUCUUGGAAAUAUUGCCCAUAUAAAUCAACGGAUUAUUGAUCUAAGAAUUGACAUACAUCGAUUCUGUAACAAAUAUUAUCAGAGCGGAGAAUGGCCUUUACUUUUUGAAAACAUUAAAAGUGUUACGUCAUAUAAUCGAAAGAAGGAAGAAAGAACGAUUGAAAUUCAGCGGCUUAAAGGCGUGCAUUCUGUAACUUACAAAAAUGCGUUUGAAUCACUUUUUGGUAAUUUAACAAUGGAACAAAAGAGAACCGAAUCAACAGAAAUUAUUGUAUCUGCUUAA
Acanthocheilonema viteae is the source of this 1557-nucleotide messenger RNA. The record is from the annotation of a GenBank genome assembly. Lineage: Eukaryota; Metazoa; Nematoda; Chromadorea; Rhabditida; Onchocercidae.